CGAAAUUUGUAAAUCAUUUUACUUUUGUACUUUAAAAUAAUGAAAUCUAUAUAUUCCAUUAUAUACCAAUUUAUAUUCCUAAAAAUGAUCUUAAGUCAUGUAAAUAUUUGAUUUUGUUUCUUAAAUUUCUUUUGGGCAAGUGUUAUGAACAUGUACUUGAAUUUGUAAAAAUUAUGUGCACUAUUGGUAUUUAUGUCACUCUAUCUCUCUAAGAGCAUGAAUAAUUUGCCUUGGAACCCUAAUUUCGAUGUUCUCAUCCACUCUCCGCCUUCGAUUCUUCGAACGACUGGUGAUAUUUGUGCCUCUGAAAUCGAAACUUCUCAAGAAUUGAGUGAGGGAGGAGAAGAGAAAUGGGUCAUUCGAACAUCUGGAAUGCUCACCCUAAGAACUACGGGCCUGGCUCGCGCGCUUGCCGAGUCUGCGGCAACCCUCAUGCAAUCAUCAGAAAGUAUGGAAUUAUGUGCUGCAGACAGUGUUUCCGCCACAAUGCCAAGGAAAUUGGAUUCAUCAAGUACCGCUAGAGUAUUUUGGCACGCGCUCUGGGGUAAUUGAGAACAAGAUUUGAACUUUUCGAAUGCAUUUUCUCCGAUAAAAUGAGAGUUGUUAUGGUUUUCUAUUUCUUCAAACUGUAUCUGGAUUGAUGUGUUUUUGGUGUUUAAGGUUUCCGAACUUUGUUAAAUUAUUGCAUGCAAUUUUUCGCCCCUUCCCUUAACUAAUUUGAAAUUGUGGCCCUUGAUGAUUUUGCAUGCAUAUAGACUUCCUUUCCAAGUUUUGUAAGUGGGAAUUAUGCUCUUAUUUUCAAAGUUUUUAGACUUCCUUUCCAAACAGUUCGACGUUAAGCCAAUAAUAGUUUGUGACUUUU
Molecule: messenger RNA, 862 nt
Organism: Cuscuta campestris
Lineage: Eukaryota; Viridiplantae; Streptophyta; Magnoliopsida; Solanales; Convolvulaceae
Source: the annotation of a GenBank genome assembly